AUGGGGAGAAUCCACCAUAUCAAUGUGGUUCGCUUGGUGGGAUAUUGUGCUGACGGAUUCAGAAGAGCUCUUCUUUAUGAGUUCUUGCCAAACAAUUCACUUGAAAAGUUUAUAUCCACUAAUAAAGAGAAGAAUUCACUUGGUUGGGAGAAGUUGCAUGACAUUGCUCUUGGCAUUGCUAAAGGAAUUGAAUAUCUUCACCUAGGGUGUGAUCAACGAAUCCUGCACUUUGAUAUUAAGCCUCACAAUGUUUUGUUAGAUAAUAAGUUUAUCCCGAAGAUCUCUGAUUUUGGUCUAGCAAAAUUGUGUUCAAAGGAACAAAGUGCUGUUUCCAUGACUACUGCUAGAGGGACUGUGGGUUACAUUGCACCCGAAGUGUUCUCCAGGAACUUUGGGAACGUGUCAUACAAAUCAGAUGUUUAUAGUUUUGGGAUGUUGUUGCUAGAUAUGGUUGGAGGGAGGCAAAAUAUGGUAACAGAAAACAACGAGUGUUACUUUCCGGAAUGGAUAUAUAAACGUUUGGAUCAAGGAGAAGAUCUAGGAAUACAAAUUGAGGAAGACGGAGAUGCGAAAAUUAUAAGGAAAAUAACAAUUGUGGGACUUUGGUGCAUACAAUGGUACCCAGUGGACCGACCAUCGAUGAAAGUUGUGGUGCAGAUGUUGGAAGGAGAUGGAGACACUCUAACAGUUCCCCACAGUCCAUUUGCUUCCACAAAUCCAAUGUCAACAAGGGGAACAAUAGGUGGAAGAACUUUUAAUAGUGAGUUAGAAAUAAUUUCUGAAUCUGAAUGA
Molecule: messenger RNA, 792 nt
Organism: Camellia sinensis
Lineage: Eukaryota; Viridiplantae; Streptophyta; Magnoliopsida; Ericales; Theaceae
Source: RefSeq, a predicted model, not a curated record